This is a messenger RNA of Neopsephotus bourkii (Bourke's parrot), 1556 nucleotides long. It is a transcript of the gene RAP1A, whose product is annotated as RAP1A, member of RAS oncogene family. Gene Ontology annotation, cellular component: plasma membrane. NCBI's taxonomy places the organism in Eukaryota, Metazoa, Chordata, Aves, Psittaciformes, Psittacidae. The transcript is spliced from 9 exons. Gene Ontology annotation, biological process: Rap protein signal transduction; negative regulation of synaptic vesicle exocytosis; cellular response to cAMP. Gene Ontology annotation, molecular function: GDP binding; GTPase activity; GTP binding. The record is from RefSeq and is a predicted model, not a curated record. The coding region runs from base 231 to 785 and encodes 184 amino acids.
UCGGGGGAAGGGUGCCGGCGAGGCUCGGGAAAUAACCGGGAUUCUUUCGGGGUUUCGCAUCGCAGGUGUGCGCCGUCCCCCGGGAUGUAACGGGGCGCGGGAGGCGGCCGUGUCGUCCGCGAAGACCGCUUGGAGUCCCUUGUUAGGGAGCCUGGGAAAACCUUCAGUAAGGUUAACACUGAUGAGAGAUCUUUUAUGCCAAGGUCGUCGCUAUUUGAACAGACCACACCAUGCGUGAGUACAAGCUAGUGGUCCUUGGUUCAGGAGGUGUGGGGAAGUCCGCUUUGACUGUACAGUUUGUUCAGGGAAUAUUUGUUGAAAAAUAUGAUCCAACAAUAGAAGAUUCAUACAGAAAGCAAGUGGAAGUAGACUGUCAACAGUGUAUGCUUGAAAUCCUCGAUACAGCAGGGACAGAGCAGUUCACAGCAAUGAGGGAUCUCUAUAUGAAGAACGGCCAAGGGUUUGCACUAGUAUAUUCUAUAACAGCACAGUCCACAUUUAAUGACUUACAGGACCUGCGGGAGCAGAUUUUACGGGUUAAGGACACUGAAGAUGUUCCAAUGAUUCUGGUUGGCAAUAAAUGUGACCUGGAGGAAGAGCGUGUAGUCGGCAAAGAACAGGGUCAGAACUUAGCAAGACAGUGGUGUAACUGUGCCUUUCUAGAAUCAUCUGCAAAGUCUAAAAUCAACGUUAAUGAGAUCUUCUAUGACCUGGUCAGACAGAUAAAUAGGAAAACACCAGUGGAAAAGAAGAAGCCUAAAAAGAAAUCAUGUCUGCUGCUCUAGAGUCCCAUUGUGCAGCAGCUCUGAGCCAGAUUGCAGGAAUGAAGAACUGUUGCCUACAUGGAAAGUGCCAGCAUUCCCAACUUCAAACCCUUAUGGAAAUGAAUCACAUAUCUGAAGAAGCUUCUCCUGUUUUUUUAUAUACUAUGAGAAGAAUUGAGAUCUUAACCUGGUUUGCACACAGUCCCUUGGGAAAAGAAAUUGCUCUGUGUAUAUCUCUUGGAAAUUUAAGACAAUAGUACUCCUCCUUUGCAAUAGCAGUUAACAGAAGUGAACAUAAAUAUCAUUGACUCUAGUGUCUGAUUAUACAAAGGAGCAUGGAUGCAUUUCAAAUGGUAGAUAUUGCUUCUAUAAUUAAAACUUCAUAUUGACCAUUUUCUCGUCAUUUCUCCCCAUCAAGCACUAAAAAUGUCCCACCAUUAUAUUUUAUAUCUGUAACUAUAGAUCUCUAUUCCCCGAAACUUCCCUUUGCACUCACUGCAACAAAUAACUUUUUGAGUCAUUGACUUCAUUUUAUAUUUAAAAGUUUCCAGAAUAUCAUUAUUUUCAUUCUGCCAUUAUAUUCUAAUUAAAAAUGUUUGUGCAUAAUGCUUUGGAAAAAUGGGUCUUUUAUAGGGAAAAAAAAAAAAAGAAAACCCUGGGAUAACUGAUUUCUAUGGCUUUAAAAGCAAAAAUAUAUAAUAUACUAAACCAACUCUAAUAUUGCUUCUUGUGUUUUACUGUCACAGAUUAAAUUACAGCUUUUAUGAAUGAUUAAAUUUUAGUACAUUUUCA